AUGGAAAAACAUAGAUUUGUUCCAGAAAACAUUUAUAAUAGCGAAGAAACUGGUAUUUCAGCAGUUCAAACUCUUGGAAAAAUUCUGGAUACCAAAGGACAGAAGAGAGUGAGAUCGAUAACCAGUUGGGAAAAAGGAAAAAACAUCACUUUGUUGUGUGCUAUGAGCGCUGCUGGCGGUUACAUUCCACCGGUGUUCAUUUUCCCCAAGAAAAGGUUGACUCCUCUGCUCGAGAAGGAUGGUCCAGCAGGAGCGCUUUACAAAUGCUCGGACAACGGUUGGAUUAAUGAGAAUCUCUUUCUCGAAUGGUUGGUGCACUUUAAACAGCACUACAAAUAUUGCAAGUCCAAUCAUAUUUAUAUGUCUCUGCCACCACACGCGUCACACAAAAUGCAACCCCUGGACGUUUCUUUUUUUGGUCCGCUCAAAAUGGCAUAUAAAAAAGAAUGUGACUUAUUUUUGAAGAGCAAUCUUGCAGAAAAGAUAACACCUUAUGACGUAGCAUCGUUGGUGAGAAAAGCAUUUAAUAAUAUUGCGUCUAUUAAUAAAGGAGAAUCGGGUUUUAGAGCUACUGGAAUAUUUCCACUAAAUCCGGAAGUAUUCACAGAAGAAGAUUUCUUCGCUGCAGAAACUCUCCAAUUAGAAGUAGAUAGCCAUAACCUUUCUUUCCCAAAAAUUCAUCUCUCCUCAAAAUAUACCCCUUUCAAUAUGAAAUUAUAUUCUUCUGGAAUUCAAAGGUAG
Messenger RNA from Leptinotarsa decemlineata (Colorado potato beetle), 741 nucleotides. RefSeq lists its product as uncharacterized. The record is from RefSeq and is a predicted model, not a curated record. Lineage: Eukaryota; Metazoa; Arthropoda; Insecta; Coleoptera; Chrysomelidae.